Toxorhynchites rutilus septentrionalis is the source of this 3251-nucleotide messenger RNA. RefSeq lists its product as uncharacterized. The coding region runs from base 1190 to 2242 and encodes 350 amino acids. The record is from RefSeq and is a predicted model, not a curated record. NCBI's taxonomy places the organism in Eukaryota, Metazoa, Arthropoda, Insecta, Diptera, Culicidae. The transcript has 2 exons.
UGUUUUUUUUUUAAUUCUGGAUUCCAAAUAAGGUGGUUGCAGAAUUAUAAUUUCAAAUGUCUUUCCUCGUCGAUUCUAUGUUGAGCCUUUUUUUCAAAGGGUCGAGGAACUCGGAUUUUAAAAUCAGAUUCAGUGUUCAUACACACACUCUCGUGUACUGUGAUGGUGGAUGCGACUGUGUGCGAGAGGUGGCCGUACGAGAUGUUAAGGUCGUGGGAUUGCAGCUGCAUUGAAUGAUAUUGGUGUGGAUGCAUUGCUUUCCCUCGCUUUGUUCGGACUUGCUGCUUCGAGCGGGCAGAGUGGUUUGUUUUUUUUUCGUCAGUUGUGCAGUCAAAUUUUUGUGUGAGCUCGGAUCCACUGUCAACGUAGCCUUGAGUGCAGUUAUGUUGAAUCCGAGUACAUAUGGUUUGAUUGUACGAUAGCUAAGGUAAGGAGACGAGCUAUUUUGUUCGCUUGGUCUGGCCUGGCGGUGCAAUUCUGUGUAGCUGUUUACUUCUCGCGAUUGCAUACGAUUCGAGUGGCCCCAUUUUCGCACAGAGGUUCAUCAAAUUUAACCAAAAUAUGGAACUAGUAUGAACAUAGUAGCUUUAGUGUGUUAAUUUAUACUCUAAUUGAGGGUGAUUGUUUCUAGAUGAGUUCUCUCGGUUACCUUCUCAGGUUUCCCCACAGUUAAAACUUCGCAGUUGCGAUUGGAUUUCGAUAACAAAUAUGUGCAGAAAAAUUUAAAAUCUAAUUAAUGUUACAAGUUUUCCUUCUCAGGAUACCUAAAGAUCUCUGCCGCGUGUUGAGAUAUGAGAUUUUCAAAAUUUAGUUCCAUUCAAUAGAUUGCGUUUACAUAAUCACAUCACUUACCACAGUGAAUCCUGAUUCUUACCACUUCCCACUAACAAUUAUCCCUUCCUUGAUAAACGCUAGGGAACCACGCUAUAGAGGCGACCCUUCUGACCUUCGGGCGGCGAAUAUCAUACUAACAUUCCUUUCCUUCCCCUGGUGACUGUAAGGACGUGGCCGGCGUCGUUAUUGACCAUUUAAAGCUCGAAUCACCGAAAAUUGCACAACGAGAAUGAUUUGCUAGUCCCAAGCGUCAUUCUGUGUGUUCUUUGUGCAAUUUGGUUGGUUCAGGUCAAUCACGGAGAGCAACUACGAAUUGUACAGUCUACCCAAGCUCAAGCUCAAGCUCAAGCUCAAAAUGGAUUUCGUAUCAUCAUACAACCGGUUCACACGAAAGUUGAAAGAACGACUUUUUAGUAUCAAAAAUAACAUUUCAAAAGAUGUCGCCGAAUGGAAAAGCAAACAUGCUUUAGCAGAACAAACUGGCGGCAGAUUGAAUAAACUCAUAAGCUCGGUUGAAAUUUGCAACGAACUUAAUAAUAAACUGGAAUCUAAAUUCAUCGUAUUUGAACGAAGAAUUUUAGAGCUUGAAAAUGACAAGCACCAGAUGAAGGUGGAUAUACAAAAUCUUCAAGAGGAGAAAUGUCAAUUAUUGAAUAAGGUAAAUAAUUUUGAAGAGCUGAAACAAUUAAAACAUAAAUUGGAAACAACAUUGGAGCGAGAAAUUCGCGAGAAAAAUAAUUUGAAAGUAAAAGUUGACAAUAGUUUUCAAGAGAUCGGUCGACUGAAAAAAAUGUUCAAAGAUCUGAAAAAUUCACAUUUAAAUAUCAAGAACGACAAACAAUUGCUAGAGAAGAAAAUAGAGCGCCUGAAAAAGCAGCUCACCGAGUCGAAGAAGGUAGACAGGGAAAACAUCCACAAAUGGAAAACCAGUUUUGAGGAAUACGAAACAAAACUGCGAGAUUCGGAGUGUGUAAAAUUACAGCUAGCGGAAAAAAACUCCCGUUUAGAAGAAACAAACAGGGAAACGUCUAAAGAGGUCCUGAAAUUGAGAACAAUGCUCCAGGAAAAUGAGCUCGUCUUUAAUCAAGAGAAAAGGAGAAUCAAGGAAGGGAAUAUGCAACUGGAUAAAUGGAUGAAAAGGAAUCAUGAACUGAACACAUUAAUCAAACACUUAGAAACAGAAAUGAACAUUUUGAAAGAUGAAAAAACAGAGCUUAUCAUUUCUACUAACAAUAAAGAAAUAGAAAUCGACACAUUGAGGGCAGAAUUAAAUCAAAAUAAAUCGACUAUGGAAACGAAAGACCAGGAAAUUAAGAGACUAAUUAAUAUGUUUGAUUUAUAUAAAAACGUUCUGGAAGUUAAGAAAAAUACUAAGUACGUGGCCACGACCAUCAUUGGGGAACAAUAAUAAUAACGAUAUCAAACAGUUCGCUAGUGAACAACGAAAAGCACGAAAAUUUUGCAAUAUUACAAUUGUUUGAAUGAGAUGAAUGAGAGUUACAAAAGAAGGAAUACAUUAUUAAUAUAUGGAAAAAGUAAUUAUCGAUUAUUUUAUGCGUGUGAAUGCAUAUUUUUUUCUCUGAAUUUAAAAGAAAAUGACAAAAGUGAAUCUUCAAGUAUAUAUAAAACAGAGAAAGAUGAAAAAAAGAAUUAAGUAAUAUAUGAAAUAAAAUAAAAAGAAGAGGUAAAUUUACGAAGCGAAACAAACAAAAUUAAGAAAUAUCAAUUUGUAUUAAUGAAAAUAAUAUGAAAUGAUAUAUGAAAAUAAUGUAUUCUGAACAACAUGGUUCGGAACAGGAAGGCGUAAAAAAAUGGGAUGACAAAAAAAUAUAUAUAUAUAAAAUAACGUAAUGCAACAUGAUUGUGUAUAUUGUAUUAAAAGAAUAAGAAAAUACAGAAUGAAUGGACAAGGGAGGCACCCCCGGAGUGUAAACGAAUAUAUCGAAUGAUGAAAAAGAAAUGUAUUUAUAGUGUGCCAUUAUGAAAAAGGAGUAAUAUAAGCGAAAAUAUAAAAGUAAAGAGGUAAACCUCUCAUAUAUAAAGAAAUAUAGGUAAUAUGCUAUCUACAAUAUCUACAAUAACAAGUUAUCUACUAUAUUUUGAUGUAAAAUUUAUUUAAUUUUUUCCUGCCUAUACUAAAUAGAACAAACUAAGUAUUUUCACAGAUCCCACCUAGGACCUACAAAAAGAGGGGAGAGAGACCGCAUCCACAGUUUAUUUUCAAAACCGGGACUGGAGUGACAUUCCACAUCCGUGAAGAAGAGGAAGAGAGAUAUCUGUCUGUCAACAGAGGAAUGGUAAGAAGAUGAUCAGACUGGAACCAUGGAAAUGGAUUUCCGACGAGGAGCGAGACGUGGCCAGGCGAGGCAAGGAUAAAACUUAGCACAGCGCUGAAGGGAAGAAGAACGAUUCGGCAU